Molecule: messenger RNA, 549 nt
Organism: Serpula lacrymans var. lacrymans S7.9
Lineage: Eukaryota; Fungi; Basidiomycota; Agaricomycetes; Boletales; Serpulaceae
Exons: 6
Coding region: 198-377 (59 amino acids)
Source: RefSeq, a predicted model, not a curated record
GCGCAACAUGAUUGUGCACCGACUCGGAACGGACUCUUAAGAUUCUUAUUGUUAUAUUUUUUAUACAGAAAAUGCUGCUACUCUUGAUCGACAGAGAGGAGUUCUGUUAAGAACUUUAGAAAAGCGAAAGAAUAGAAGAAAGGACUAUACAUCUUGUUGACUCAAACAGGCCUAGUGAAACUUCUGACACAAACACAAUGUUGAUGAAAGACCGGAUACAUCGAAAGGAGAAAGAGCUCAAAACAACAUACGCCAAGAUCAAAGCCUUUCAAGGUCCACCACCGGUGCAUCUUCAAUCUAACUUGAAGCUAAUGGACACGAGACACUUCCAGCUUCGUGGACAGUUGCUUGUAAGAAUGGCUGAUGGUGUCUCGUGAGAAGUUAUAAUGGAGGAUCAACAAUGCUGAAAGAUCCCAUUAGAUGUGCCAUACUGCCCGUGAUCGACUUAAGCAUAUCUGGAAGUUUGGGACGUAACAUCAUAUCUCGUACCUCGAUCGUGGCCAUCUGCGCAGCCUUAACAAUAAUAACCCUUUGUGUGUGUUCUCAGCA